Molecule: messenger RNA, 317 nt
Organism: Staurois parvus
Lineage: Eukaryota; Metazoa; Chordata; Amphibia; Anura; Ranidae
Source: the annotation of a GenBank genome assembly
AGCACUGCUGGGCUGCACUGGUGGGUGGCACUGGUGGGCAUCACUGGUGGGUGGGCACAGGUGAGUGGCACUGGUGGGCACAGGUGGGUGGGCACAGGUGGGUGGCACUGCUGGGCACAGGUGGGUGGCACUUCUGGGCACAGGUGUGUGACACUGCAGAGUGGCACAGGUGGGUUCACUGCUGGGCACAGGUGGGUGCACUGCUGGGCACAGGUGGGCGGAGCUAGUGGGUGCACUGCUGGGCACAGGUGGGCGGAACUUGCGGGUGGCACUGCUGGGCACCGAUCAUCAGGGCACUGAUUAUCAGUGCCCUGGUG